CUCAGAUCUCGACGACUUCUCUCAUCCCGACCCCUCUGUGGAAUCGCCGAUAGGGUUCCGCUCCUCCAGAUCAAAAGAGGCGUCUGGAUAUCUCUUCUCCUCCUCGUCCGGGUGCCGGAACCUAGCCGAGCCUCGAUCCAGUUGCCAUGGCGGCUGCCAGCGCCCCCAUCGUGAUGCGGGAGGCCCUGACCCUUCCGAGCAUCGGGAUCAAUCCUCAGUUCAUUACGUUUACGCAUGUCACGAUGGAAUCGGACAAGUACGUAUGCGUUCGGGAGACCUCUCCCCAGAAUAGCGUGGUUAUCGUUGAUAUGAACAUGCCGAUGCAGCCUUUGAGGAGGCCGAUCACAGCAGACUCUGCUUUGAUGAAUCCCAACAGCAGGAUUCUUGCACUUAAAGCUCAAAUACCUGGAACUACUCAGGAUCACUUGCAGGUGUUCAAUAUUGAGGCAAAGACCAAAAUUAAAUCUCAUCAGAUGCCUGAGCAGGUUGUUUUUUGGAAGUGGAUCACUCCAAAGAUGUUGGGUCUGGCUACACAAACUUCAGUCUAUCAUUGGUCAAUAGAAGGUGAAGCAGAACCUCUUAAGAUGUUUGAUAGGGCUGCUAAUUUGACAAACAAUCAAAUAAUUAAUUACAGGUGUGAUCCCACUGAGAAAUGGCUAGUUCUUAUCGGAAUUGCACCUGGUGCUCCAGAGAGGCCACAACUGGUAAAAGGAAAUAUGCAGCUCUUUUCUGUGGAUCAGCAGCGUAGUCAAGCACUUGAAGCACAUGCCUCAUCCUUCGCGUCAUUUAAGGUGGCUGGGAAUGAGAACCCCUCUGUUCUUAUUUGUUUUGCCUCAAAGACAAUGAACGCUGGUCAAACGACCUCAAAGUUGCAUGUCAUUGAACUAGGAGCCCAACCAGGAAAGCCGGGUUUUACCAAGAAACAAGCAGAUUUAUUCUUCCCACCAGAUUUUGCAGAUGACUUCCCUGUGUCCAUGCAGAUCUCCCAAAAGUACAGUUUGAUAUAUGUUAUCACAAAGCUUGGUCUAUUAUUUGUGUAUGAUCUGGAAACAGCAACAGCAGUUUACAGAAACAGAAUCAGUCCAGAUCCCAUAUUUCUCACAACAGAGGCUCCAAAUGUUGGUGGCUUUUAUGCAAUAAAUAGAAAGGGCCAAGUUCUGCUGGCUACUGUCAAUGAGGCAACUCUUGUGCCUUUCGUUAGUGGCCAAUUAAACAAUCUGGAGCUUGCUGUUAACCUUGCAAAACGAGGGAACCUUCCAGGAGCUGAGAAUUUGGUUGUGCAGAGGUUCCAAGAACUAUUUUCCCAGACAAAAUACAAGGAGGCUGCAGAACUUGCUGCAGAAUCACCACAAGGUAUUCUUCGAACUCCAGAGACCGUUGCAAAGUUUCAGAGUGUUCCAGUCCAAGCUGGGCAAACACCUCCACUGUUGCAGUACUUUGGAACAUUGUUAACAAAAGGCAAGCUUAAUGCUUUUGAGUCUUUAGAAUUAUCUCGCCUUGUUGUGAACCAGAACAAGAAGAAUCUACUGGAAAAUUGGUUGGCUGAAGACAAGCUUGAGUGCAGUGAAGAGCUUGGGGAUCUUGUCAAGACUGUGGACAAUGAUCUUGCACUUAAGAUCUAUAUAAAAGCAAGGGCUACUCCGAAAGUUGUUGCUGCUUUUGCAGAACGAAGGGAGUUUGACAAGAUUCUUAUAUACUCAAAGCAGGUUGGCUACACACCGGAUUAUCUUUUCCUUCUGCAGACCAUUUUGAGGUCAGAUCCUCAGGGAGCAGUUAAUUUUGCUCUUAUGAUGUCACAAAUGGAUGGAGGCUGUCCAGUAGAUUACAAUACAAUCACUGAUCUUUUUCUUCAGAGAAAUAUGAUUCGGGAAGCAACAGCAUUCCUGUUAGAUGUCUUGAAGCCAAAUCUACCAGAGCAUGCUUUUCUUCAAACUAAGGUUUUAGAGAUUAAUUUGGUGACGUAUCCAAAUGUUGCAGAUGCUAUUUUGGCUAAUGGAAUGUUCAGUCAUUAUGAUCGACCUCGGAUUGCUCAACUAUGUGAAAAGGCUGGCCUAUAUGUCCGAGCCCUUCAGCAUUACAGUGAGUUACCUGAUAUUAAACGUGUUAUUGUGAACACUCAUGCCAUUGAGCCACAGGCACUUGUCGAGUUCUUUGGGACCCUUUCCAGGGAAUGGGCAUUGGAGUGCAUGAAAGACCUUUUACUGGUCAAUUUGAGAGGGAACCUUCAGAUAAUUGUGCAGACUGCUAAAGAAUAUUCUGAGCAGUUAGGUGUAGAUGCAUGCAUAAAACUGUUUGAGCAAUUUAAGUCCUAUGAAGGUCUUUACUUCUUCUUGGGAUUUUAUUUAAGUUCCAGUGAGGAUCCUGAUAUACACUUCAAGUACAUUGAGGCUGCAGCAAAAACUGGACAGUUAAAGGAAGUUGAACGUGUAACACGGGAAUCUAACUUCUAUGAUCCUGAAAAAACAAAGAAUUUCCUGAUGGAAGCCAAACUUCCAGAUGCAAGGCCCUUGAUCAAUGUUUGUGACCGUUUUGGUUUUGUUCCAGAUUUGACCCACUAUUUAUAUACAAACAACAUGCUUCGAUAUAUUGAAGGCUAUGUUCAAAAAGUAAAUCCAGGAAAUGCCCCUUUGGUUGUUGGGCAGCUGCUAGAUGAUGAAUGUCCUGAAGAUUUCAUUAAAGGUCUGAUUCUUUCUGUCCGUUCUCUCCUGCCAGUUGAGCCUCUUGUGGCUGAAUGUGAGAAGAGGAAUCGCCUACGACUGCUCACACAAUUUUUGGAACAUCUUGUCAGUGAGGGGAGCCAAGAUGUGCAUGUUCAUAAUGCUCUGGGAAUGAUAAUCAUAGACAGCAAUAACAAUCCAGAGCAUUUUCUAACUACUAACCCAUACUAUGAUUCACGUGUUGUUGGUAAAUAUUGUGAAAAGCGGGACCCUACUCUUGCAGUUGUUGCAUACAGACGAGGCCAGUGUGAUGAUGAACUUAUAAAUGUCACUAACAAAAACUCACUGUUCAAACUGCAAGCAAGAUAUGUCGUUGAGAGGAUGGAUGCUGAUCUGUGGGAGAAAGUUCUUCACCCCGAAAAUGAAUACAGAAGACAACUUAUUGAUCAAGUUGUUUCUACUGCGUUGCCUGAGAGCAAGAGCCCAGAGCAAGUCUCUGCUGCUGUUAAAGCCUUCAUGACAGCUGAUCUUCCACAUGAACUUAUUGAACUACUAGAGAAGAUUGUGCUACAAAAUUCUGCCUUUAGUGGGAAUUUCAAUCUGCAAAACCUACUGAUUUUGACAGCUAUUAAAGCUGAUCCGCCGAGAGUAAUGGAUUACAUUAAUAGAUUAGACAAUUUUGAUGGCCCAGCAGUUGGGGAGGUUGCAGUUGAAGCACAGCUGUAUGAGGAAGCAUUCGCCAUUUUCAAGAAAUUCAACUUAAAUGUGCAGGCUGUCAAUGUUCUCCUGGACAACAUCCAAAGCGUAGAGCGGGCUGUAGAAUUUGCCUUCCGUGUUGAGGAAGAUGCUGUGUGGAGCCAGGUUGCAAAAGCUCAGUUGCGGCAAGGGUUAGUGAGUGAUGCAAUCGAGUCCUUCAUUCGUGCAGAUGAUGAAACCCAGUUCCUCGAUGUUAUUCGAGCUGCCGAAGAUGCUAAUGUUUACCAUGACUUGGUGAAAUACUUGUUGAUGGUGAGGCAAAAGGUUAAAGAGCCAAAAGUGGACGGUGAACUGAUCUUUGCAUAUGCUAAGAUUGAUAGGCUCGGUGAAAUUGAGGAGUUCAUUCUUAUGCCAAAUGUUGCUAAUCUUCAAAACGUCGGCGACCGUUUAUUUGAUGAUGCCCUUUAUGAAGCUGCUAAGAUCAUAUUUGCUUUCAUUUCAAACUGGGCAAAAUUGGCUAUUACACUUGUUAAGCUGAAGCAAUUCCAGGGUGCUGUUGAUGCAGCUCGCAAGGCAAAUAGCUCAAAGACAUGGAAGGAAGUCUGUUUUGCUUGUGUAGAUGCUGAGGAGUUCCGUUUGGCACAAAUAUGUGGUCUGAAUGUAAUUAUUCAGGUGGAUGACUUGGAAGAGGUCAGUGACUAUUAUCAGAACAAAGGUUGCUUUAACGAGUUAAUUUCUCUCAUGGAAAGUGGCCUUGGUUUAGAACGUGCACACAUGGGCAUCUUUACAGAGUUGGGGGUCUUAUAUGCUAGAUAUAGGCCGGAGAAACUUAUGGAGCACAUUAAACUUUUCUCGACUCGUUUGAACAUUCCCAAGCUUAUCCGUGUUUGUGAUGAGCAACAACACUGGAAAGAACUAACCUAUUUGUAUAUACAAUAUGAUGAAUUUGACAAUGCUGCAACAACUAUCAUGAACCAUUCUCCAGAUGCAUGGGAUCAUAUGCAGUUUAAAGAUGUUAUUGUCAAAGUUGCAAAUGUUGAGCUCUAUUACAAGGCUGUGCAUUUCUACCUGCAAGAACAUCCUGAUCUCAUUAAUGAUGUUCUACAUGUACUUGCCCUUCGUGUGGACCACACUCGUGUUGUAGAUAUCAUGCGGAAGGCUGGUCACUUGCAUCUUGUGAAGCCAUAUAUGGUUGCAGUUCAAAGUAACAAUGUAGCUGCUGUUAAUGAAGCACUAAAUGAAAUUUAUGUUGAGGAGGAAGACUAUGAUAGAUUACGUGAAUCAGUUGACUUGCAUGAUAACUUUGAUCAGAUAGGCCUUGCACAGAGGAUUGAAAAGCAUGAGCUUCUUGAGAUGAGGAGGAUUGCAGCAUAUAUAUAUAAGAAAGCUGGAAGAUGGAAGCAGUCCAUUGCGCUGUCCAAGAAGGACAACCUGUACAAAGAUGCAAUGGAGACGUGUUCACAGUCUGGUGACCGUGAACUUUCAGAAGAACUGCUCGUUUUUUUUAUCGAACAGGGAAAGAAGGAAUGCUUUGCUUCAUGUCUUUUCAUUUGUUAUGAAUUGAUCCGUCCUGAUGUUGCCCUUGAGCUGGCUUGGAUGAACAAUAUGAUUGACUUUGCUUUCCCAUAUCUCUUGCAGUUUAUUCGAGAGUACACUAGUAAAGUUGACGAACUUGUAAAAUAUAAGAUUGAGGCACAAAAUGAAGUGAAAUCUAAAGAAAAGGAAGAGAAGGAUUUGGUUGCACAGCAGAAUAUGUAUGCACAGUUGCUGCCUCUUGCUUUACCAGCUCCAUCAAUGCCUGGUAUGGGAGGACCGAACGCAGGUGGACCUUACACGGCUCCAGCUCCAAUGGCUGGCAUGGGAAUGCCUCCAAUGCCACCAUUUGGCAUGCCUCCGAUGGGAAGCUACUGAGAAGGUUUUUUGGGUUGGCACAGCUUGUAAUGCGGGGAGAGUUUGGAUGUUUCAGUGUUUUCUGAUGGUGCAGUGGAUCAAAAGCUAUUAGAGACUCUGGUCUUCUUGGUGCUCAUGUUAAUGUUCGUCAUACUUUCAUAUUCUUUUACUAGCAGUGGCUUUGGUCACCGGAGGCCGAACUGAGGAUUUUGUAUGGUCUAACACUAUAAAGAUGGGAAGGUGGUGCCCAGGCUUGAGAUGCAGUAGCUCAUGUAUAGGUUCUCUUGAUGCCGAGUAAACCAUUCUGGGUGUGUUUAUAUCAAUCAGAUCUUGAUCAGAUUUAUUGGACAACCCAAUUAUAAAUUAUAUGUUCCGAUUGACUGUAAGUUAUGGUGUUUAAUUGACUGGAGAAUCCAGGAAUGUGUUUCCGGGCAAAGUUAGGAAAAGGAGCUCAGGAGAAGUUUGUUU
This is a messenger RNA of Musa acuminata subsp. malaccensis (wild Malaysian banana), 5711 nucleotides long. RefSeq names its product clathrin heavy chain 1. Gene Ontology annotation, biological process: intracellular protein transport; receptor-mediated endocytosis. The record is from RefSeq and is a predicted model, not a curated record. Gene Ontology annotation, molecular function: clathrin light chain binding; structural molecule activity. Lineage: Eukaryota; Viridiplantae; Streptophyta; Magnoliopsida; Zingiberales; Musaceae. Gene Ontology annotation, cellular component: clathrin complex; chloroplast; clathrin coat of trans-Golgi network vesicle.